Messenger RNA from Engraulis encrasicolus (European anchovy), 3903 nucleotides. Its product is annotated as trichohyalin-like. The record is from RefSeq and is a predicted model, not a curated record. The transcript has 5 exons. The coding region runs from base 31 to 3762 and encodes 1243 amino acids. Lineage: Eukaryota; Metazoa; Chordata; Actinopteri; Clupeiformes; Engraulidae.
UUGGAUUUGGAUGAACAAGCGAAGGAAGUGAUGGAGCAGGUAAAGAAGAUGAUAGACCAGGACCGCACAUUAACAGAAGAGGAAAAAGCAUUCAUGAUGGAACAUGUAGUAAAAGAAUUAAGUCAGCAAGACAAAGCACUGAAUGAAUAUGUAAACGAAAUGGAAUUUGAGGAAGAAGAUGAAACGGUGAUGGAACACGUAAAAAGGCAGCUGGAGCGAGAAGAGAUUUGUGAAGAGGAUAAAAUAUUUAUCAUGGAAGAGGUUAAGGAUCUUAUGAAGAAAGACAAAGCACAAGCAGUGCAGGUGAUAGAACUAUGUGAGCACAAAACUGAAGUAAAGGAAGAGGAAGAGCCCCUUAUGGAACUGAACAUAGAACUAAAGGACAUGGAAAAAGCACCGAAGGACAAUGGAACUGAACUGACAAACGGAAAAGAAGAACUGAUUAAAGAGAACGGAGAAGUGGACCAGGUAAAAAGUCUGAUGAAGAUUGAAGAAUUGACAGCAGAGGAAAAUGAAUUCAUCAUGGAGCAGUUAAAAGAACUUGUGCAAAAAGACAACUCCCUGACUAAUCAAGAAAAUGAAUUCUCUGAUCACAAAACCAGAGUGGAAGUCGAAAAGUCACUGGUGGACAAGGGAUUUGAACUGGAAAAAACAGAACUGAAUGAACAGAUAUGUGAUGAGGGACAAGAAAAAUGUACAGGACAGGAAAAUAAAUUCAUCAUGGAGCCAUUAAAAGAUCUGAUCCAGAAAGAGAAAGCCCCCACUGCAGUGGAACCCAAAGCAGAAUCGAAGGUACCUGAGCAAGAGCUGCAAAGACUUCUUGUGGAUAAAGAAACAGAACUCAAGGACCAAGAGGAAAAAACCCUUAUGGAAUAUGGCACAGAUCUAAAGGACAUAGAAAAAGCACUGGAAGACAAUAGUAAUGAUGUAACGAAAGAAGUCCCCACCCAACCAGAGAAAUCACUUGUGGAAAAGAAAGAAUGUAUGGAACCCAAAGUCGAACUGGUGCCGGUGAAAGAACUGCAAGACAAAGAACCAGAAAAGGCAGAAGAACACGUGGAUUAUCAAACAGAUAUCAAGGACCAGGAAAAAGCUGAAUUGACCAGGACCAACAAGGAAGACAAAUUGAUGGAGCUGAAAACAGAGCAGAAAGAUCUCAUGGAAGAACCCAAGGAACAGGGACAAGAGUUGAUAGACCACCAGGAUAAUGAACAGCGUUUGGAUCAAGAGCAGCAUGUGGAAGGAACAACCGAGGAGACUGACGGGCAAGCAAAUGAGCAUGAGAGAAUGAAUGACACACAUGGCGAGAGUGAGACGACAGUCUGUGAGACACAAGUUGAGGAUAUGAAUCAGAUUAGGUACGCAGUGCACGAGAAACUGGAACGGCUCAGAGAAGAGCUAGAAAAGCGCCAACAUUUCCAGGAUAUCCAGACUAAGUUCAUGGAUAUCCUGAGACUGAAGAUGCACAUGAUCGCACACAGACUGGACGCCGGCAGUGAAAACAACACAGAAAUGCAGAGGAUGGAAGCGCAAAUGGCAGACAAGAUAGCAGACUUGGAGAGACUGAAGAAGGGCACCGUACCAACAAGUAAAGGGAUGCAAGAAACACCUGGAGCUGGGACAGAAGAAGGCCAUGAAGGAAAGAUCGAGCAAAUAGAGAGUGUCAUUGCAGGGGUACAGGUAGAAGUAGUGAAGGAGAAACUGAGAAUGGCUGAGCAUACCAUCGCAGAGCAGCAAAGACAGAUAUGUGUCCUGGAGAGAACAGCAGCAGAGUUCAUGAUAAUGUACAAGGAGAUGCAGAAAGACAAAGAGGAGGCCCAGAGACACAGAGAGGAACAGGACCAAAGGAUUCUACAACUGCAGACAUUGGCUGCACACUUGAUGACAAAAAUGACAGAGAUGGAGAGACACAGCAAUGAGGCAACACAAAGACGAGAGGAGUUUGAAAACACAACAGAGGCAACAGAGAGAAUGAUAGAAGACUAUGAUUUGAGACAAGGCGAACACCAAUUGGCAAUGGUGAUGUUGGAUGGAGCCAACAUUCUUAAUGAGGAGGAUGGAGAAAACAAAGAGAAAAUAAAGACACCCUGUUUGGACCUUGAGGACAUGAGGAGAGACAUCUGGGUGGCUGGGGACCAGGCCACACCUGGUGUCACUCUGGUGUCCCUGGACCAGACCAGUCUCACCUCUGGAGGACAGGAGGAUCCACUGCCAUGGUUCAGUUUGGAUACAGUAAUCAGUUGCAGCUCCACAAAUGCUGAGGUGGAGAAAAUGAGUAUGGAGCUGGAGAGAGAAGAGCAGAAACACAUGGAAAAAGAGGACAAUGAAGAGAAGGUCAUAGAAAUGGAGAAGGAACAGACCAAAAAAGUUGAACCGGCUGACCAGAGAAAAAAAUGGACAGGAGUAGGUCUAGAAACAAAUGAUCAGAGAGAACAGCAGGGAGAAGUUGAGAUUGAAGUAAUGGAGGAAGCUAACAUACUCAGUGAAAAAGAGGAAAGAAAAAAUUACAAAGUUGAAAUAAAGACAACCCUUGAGGACAUCAGGAGAGACAUCUGGGUGACUGGGGACCAGGCCACACCUGGUGUCACUCUGGUGUCCCUGGACCAGGCCAGUCCCACCUCAGGACAGGGGGACACACUGCCAUGGUUCACCUCGAAUGCAGUAAUCAGUUGGGGCUCCACAAAUGUUGAGGUGGAGAAAAGAAGUGUGGAACUGGAGAAAAAAGAGCUGAACAAUGUGCAAAAAGAGUUCAAGGAAGAGAAAGAAGUCAUAGAAAUGGAGAAGAAACAGACCAAAAAAGUUGAACCGGCUGACCAGAGAAAAGAGUGGACAGAAGUAGGUCAAGAAACAAAUUAUCAGGGAGAAGAGCAGGGAGAAGUUGAGACUGAAGUAAUGGAGGAAGCCAACAUACUUAGUGAGAAGGAGGAUGGAGAAAAAGACAAAGAGGAAAUAAAGACAACCCUUGAGGACAUCAGGAGAGACAUCUGGGUGGCUGGGGAGCAGGCCACACCUGGUGUCACUCUGGUGUCCCUGGACCAGGCCAGUCCCACCUCAGGAGGAAAGGGGGACACACUGCCAUGGUUCACUUUGGAUACAGUAAUGAUUUGGAACGAAGGGACAGAACUAGAUGAAGAAACAACUGAUAAGGGAGAAGAUCAGGGCACACCUGGUGUCACUCAGCUGUCUGUGGGCCAGGACAGUCCCACCUCAGGAAAGGGGGACACACUGCCAUGGUUCACUUUGGAUACAGUAAUCAGUUGGAAAUCCACAAAUGCUGAGGUGGAGAAAAGGAGUAUGGCACUGGAGAGAAAGGAGGUGAACAAUGUGGGGAAACAGGAGAAAAAAGAAAAGCAAAAGGAACAGACCAAACUGCAUGAAGUGAUAGAAAAGGUAACAAAGGCGAUGGAGGCAAAAGGAGAGCAAGAUAUAGCACUGGCGGAGCACAAAAAUGAUGACAAGAUGACGUCCCAUUGUGAUGACGAGAAACAUCAAAAAAUAAUCCCUCUGACAGGAAAUCAUCAGAAAUUGAUUCAGCAGAUGACCAGAGAGCUAAAGAAUGACAGAAAGCUGAUGACUGAAACAUCAACCAAUACCCUACUGGGCUGGGGUGACCCGCACUUCUUCAGGCCUGAAGACUAUGGCAUGGACACAGCCGCAGAAGGAGAGAGACGCGUUGGCCAGCCUGAGAGCCACCAGGGAAAGAAGAAGAAAAAGAAGAAAUCUGUUCUUAAAUGGCUGAAAAAGAGACUUUGUUUCAAAUGAAGAUGACAACCCACAUAUGCAAGCAUACACAAAAGACAAAAAAGAAAAGAAAAAACAAAACACAUAAAGAAACAAACUACAGCAAAAAUAUACUUUUUAACGUACUUUUACUUACUUUUACUCAUUGCAAAACAACAAAAA